Molecule: messenger RNA, 1323 nt
Organism: Rhopilema esculentum
Lineage: Eukaryota; Metazoa; Cnidaria; Scyphozoa; Rhizostomeae; Rhizostomatidae
Source: RefSeq, a predicted model, not a curated record
AAGAUUUAAUGGGACUUUUUGCAGCGGCCAUUUUCUGUUGUUUGAAUGAUUACACAAUUUUCUUUCCUUGCAGCUCUUUUGCCACCUCGAAUGACCUGCUUGCACACAUGGUGUUCAGUCACGCCCCUCAAGAAGGUAGCAUGAAGGCCUGCAAAGUAGCUGGGUGUAAACCUGUUCAGAGGCCACGGGGAUCAAUGAUCUGUCAUUUCAACCAAGUUCACUGCAAUACGUCUACCGUUCACGAUGAUGAGCAGGUGACCUUACCACAGUUGCUCUUUCCAAAAGUUGUUGAUAUUGAGAGAGAAGACGAAUCACCGGUUACUCGAACCGUCCGCCUUACUGCAGCGCUUAUACUCCGGAAUAUCGCUCGUAACUCACCGCAUGGGAGAAAGGUAAUUCUGACCUAUGAGACGAGGCUUGUGCCAUCGGCGAUGUCUGCUUCGGAAGCGUCGUCCGCCGUGUCGGCGUGUCUAGAAGAACUAUCAAGAAAGCGAAAAAAACCCUCAGACAGUAACACUGCUGAUGUGGCCAGUUGAUCUAGGAUACGAUUUAGGUUAAUUUAUGCUAAUUUAUGUUAAUUUAUACUUAGCUUUACAAUUAUUUGGUGCUUUCAACCCAAAAGCUUUAUUCAAAUCUUCUGUUUUACUUUCACGUGCGUUGUAGCUUCGUGGUGGGAAAGAACACUCACGUCGAUUUUUUAAAUUUGCAUUUGGGUUUGAGUUCGUUCUCUUUGCUACAGUUUUAUUGGUGUCUUUUAGAAUAAUAUCGUUCGUACUUCACAGCGUCAAGCCAACUUUGGCAAUUGUUUGAAACUUUUUUAAAAAAACUAGCCUACUCUCUAUAUCGUUUUUGGUCGCUACCUGCGAACCUUUUAAAGCAUGUCACGACAUUGCCUGCAAAGUGAUCUUUGCAAAAUGGAUAUAUUUUAUUUUUAGUAUGUAAACGGAAAACAGUGGAAGAUCUGCCUGUGCAUAAACACAUCUACCGUUACAUGUUUAGACUUACAAAAUCUACAAUUCAAAGAGCUUGUCUCUAUAUUUAAAGAUACUAUUUUUGUGUUAUUCUAGAAGAAACCUUGAAUACAAGGCUUCCUUUGUACCGAAGUUCCAGUAAAAAGUGAAAUGUUUUCAAAGUUUGUGGCCUACGCCUAGUUCCCUUUCACCCCCAUUACACUUUUAAAUUAGUUACUCGUAGACAGGUUUGUUGACAUCUGUAAAAAGAGACUUAAAGACGUAUAUAAGAAUUGCAGAAAGCUUUCUUCUUGCGAUGAGUAAUGCCAACUUAUUGCCACGUUUAUGAGAUUCGAGAUGGAUUUUAAAUGCA